AAAAAAGAAUAAGAAAAGUGGAAAAAUAUUAAUUUAACUUAAUUAAACAGGAAAUAUUUCCUUUAAAGUAGUUAAGAAUCAUAAACUACUAAUGCAAAUUGUGUUCACAAUAAAAACUUUCUAAAUAUUUUGGUGCUCAUCCAUAGAACGAAGAUUAUUUUUGUCGACCAAACCCAUUAAAAAGAAUCUAAAUUGGAAUUUAAAGAUGUUUUCGUCCAAUCUUGAGCUAUCGAAUGCUCAACAGAAUCUGGAAGUAAUUAAACAAGCAGUUAUUGACUCGGGCGAUGCUAGUUUACAGCUCGAUACACUUGAGGACUUAAAUUCACUACUUUCAUUACUGGAUGAUCCAAUUUUUCGGGAUUUAAUCAAGAUCCAGGACGUUAUAUUAGAAUUAAAUGGACAAUUACAGCAACAUCCCUCAAUUCUUCCAGCUGAUUUUGAUAUUGUCCCGACCACAGGCGAACUUGUUCUAAAUGUAUCAAGAAAUUCAGAUAUUUAUGAAGGCGAAUAUGACGAGCAAAGAGUUCCAUCAGCUCAAAUAUCACCGCGCAGUCUUAACAGCCCAUCCAAAUAUAAUGGUGAACAAUAUCAUUCACUUGAGCGUAAAAACAAACACGAUAUAGAAUUAAUGACGCGUGAACCUACGGAACGUCCACAAUCGGCAAUUAGUAACAAUUCUAAACAAAAUGUUGACAUUAUGUCAAGUGAAUGGGCUCAAGUGCAAGCACUUGAAUUGGUAAAUGAUGGUACUGGCCUCGGAUUUGGUAUCGUUAGUGCUAAAAGUUCUGGAGUUAUAGUAAAGACAAUUCUUCAAGGUGGUGUAGCUGAUCGUGAUGAAAGAUUACUGUCUGGUGACCACAUUUUACAAAUUGGAGAUGUUAAUUUAUUCGAUAUGGGUUCCGAACAAGUUGCAUCAGUUUUACGUCAGUCAGGUACGCAUGUAAGACUUGUCGUUGCUCGUGCUGUCGAUCCAAUGAAAACAAAUCAAGAUGUUGAUGGUGAUUCUGCUAUAGUACCAUCAAGACUACUCUCAGAUCCCCAAGAAUUACAAAGGUACUUAAUUGCAGCUGGAUAUCCAGAAAUAUUUGGAUUCUUGCCAAGCUCAACCCCAUCUUCACCCUCAAUGCAACAUCAAAAAUUCACAUUUAAGAAUGAAAGUGAAAUUACGUUGGAACUUCCAGAAACGGAAAAAUUUACAGUAGAACUAAGAAAGGAUUCUCAUGGAUUGGGUAUUACAAUUGCUGGCUAUGUCUGUGAAAAGGAAGAAUUAAGUGGAAUUUUUGUUAAAAGUGUCGCUCCUGGCAGUGCUGCUGAUUGUGGUAAAAUUCAAGUUAAUGAUCGAAUUAUUGAAGUCGAUGGACAGUCAUUGCAAGGAUUUUCAAAUCAUCAAGCCGUUGACGUAUUAAAACAAAGUGGAAAUGUCGUUAAAUUAGUCCUAGAAAGAUAUCUUCGUGGAUUGAAAUUUGAGCAGCUACAGCAAGCUAUUGCAGCUAAUGAGAUCAAUAAGCCAACAACACCUGUCAAGCCAUUUACUUCCAUAUCGCCAGCAUCAUCAUCAAGACGACAAUCAUUUAAUGACGAACGGAAGAUUCUUAUGGCUAGAGAUUCUCUUGAGACUCGAACGGUUGCACAAAGUGUCUUGAAUGACUAUACAGGACAAGAGUCAAGCGUUGAUAAUGAGGAGGAUUUAAUUAAUGAAUUAAGCAAUCAUCACAUUCAUUCUACACCUAAACAGCACCACAAAUAUUAUGUUGAGCCAAAAUUAUCAAAAGAUCAAGAACUUGCUAUAAUGAAGAAAUGGAAGUCUGUACUCGGUACAGAAGAUGAUAGCAGGAUUAUUGUGGCUCAAAUUAAAAAGUUUGCAGCAUCAAGUGGACUUGGAAUCUCAUUGGAAGGAACUGUCGAUAUUGAAAGUGGCGUAGAAGUGCGUCCACAUCACUACAUCCGAUCUAUACUACCCGAAGGACCUGUCGGUCAAAAUGGCUUACUACAUUCUGGCGAUGAACUUCUGGAAGUAAACAACCAACGACUUUUAGGCAUGAAUCAUAUGCAAGUCGUUUCCAUUCUCAAGGAACUUCCUCAAGAUGUAAGAAUGGUAUGCCGUCGUGGAAUAACAGAGAUCAUAUCAUUCACUGAAGACAAUUUCCGUAAUUCACUACUCGAUCAUGGAAAUGCAAAUGACAGCAAUAACAAUUCGAAUUCUUCUUUACUAUCUGAUCGAUUAGUAAAGGCUAAGUCUGAUGGAAGUUUGGCAACAGCAGUUGGAAAUGUCGAUGGUUUCAUAAAAAUGAAGUCUCGUUCAUUAGAACCACUGACUGGAUUAGCUAUGUGGAGCAGUCAACCACAAAUAAUUGAACUGAUUAAAGGAGAAAGAGGCCUCGGAUUCAGUAUUUUAGACUAUCAGGAUCCACUUGAUCCAAAUGACACACUUAUCGUUAUUCGAUCGCUUGUACCAGGCGGUGUGGCUCAAAUUGAUGGACGAUUAAUUCCUGGGGAUCGAUUAUUGUUUGUUAAUGACACAAGACUUGAGAAUGCUUCACUCGAUCAAGCAGUUCAAGCAUUAAAAGGUGCACCGAAAGGAAUUGUGAGGAUCGGAAUCGCCAAACCAUUGCCCAUGACUGACUUCGUUGAGAAUAGAAAUUAUUCAGCAACCGAAAGUUUUCAGGAUGAAUUAAAGAUGAGGAAAUCGAUUCCUGACUUAAUUAAAGAAUGAGAUGCACAGCAAUUGUUAAAACUUCUUUUAUCGAUUCAUGAGUUUGUGAAAUAUGUUGAGCAGCAUGAAAAGGACGUUAUCGUUAUUUAAAGAGAAUUCUAUUUUAUUUAAUCACAUUCCUAGUAUUAAUGGAUCAUUCCUGGCAUGUCUAUGAAUUUAUCCAAUGAAAAUAAUAUUCGUCUGUGCAAUUAUGUUAACUGUAUCUUCCAAUCUUAAGUAUUCAUUUUAUCUCUCUCACUUGCUGACCUAUUUUUUAUUGUUCAAGUAUUAGAAGAUUUAUAUGCACGACUUUAUGCCAUUAUGACAAUUUAUUUUGUUUAAAAUAAUAUAUGAAAGAAGUUUAUACUUAAUGACUACCUAAAAUACGUUAAAUGAC
Molecule: messenger RNA, 3089 nt
Organism: Chironomus riparius
Lineage: Eukaryota; Metazoa; Arthropoda; Insecta; Diptera; Chironomidae
Source: the annotation of a GenBank genome assembly